Messenger RNA from Cokeromyces recurvatus, 2551 nucleotides. Its product is annotated as 3-isopropylmalate dehydratase. Bases 115 to 2376 code for a protein of 753 amino acids. The transcript has a single exon. Gene Ontology annotation, biological process: L-leucine biosynthetic process. Lineage: Eukaryota; Fungi; Mucoromycota; Mucoromycetes; Mucorales; Mucoraceae. Gene Ontology annotation, cellular component: 3-isopropylmalate dehydratase complex. The record is from RefSeq and is a predicted model, not a curated record. Gene Ontology annotation, molecular function: 3-isopropylmalate dehydratase activity; 4 iron, 4 sulfur cluster binding.
UUUUUUUUUCUUCAUAUAUCUUUUUUUUUUCCUUCAUACAUUAACUAUUUAAUCCUCACUACUAUUAUAUACCUUCCUCUUUAAACUCUAGUUUAAAAUUAAAACGUAUUGAUUAUGGGUAAAACACUUUAUGAUAAAGUUUGGGAUGAUCACAUCAUCAAUCAACAAGAAGAUGGUACAUGUUUGAUCUAUAUCGAUAGGCAUUUAGUUCACGAAGUUACUAGUCCUCAAGCAUUUGAGGGUCUUCGUAAUGCAGGCCGUCCUGUUCGUCGUCCUGAUUGCACCUUAGCAACUGUAGAUCACAAUAUCCCUACCACUUCACGAAAAGACUUUAAGAAUAUUACUUCAUUUAUUAAGGAGGCAGACUCUCGUACCCAGUGUGAAACACUCGAACAAAAUAUUAAAGAAUUUGGUUUAACUUAUUUUGGUAUGGAUGAUGAUCGUCAAGGUAUUGUUCAUGUUAUUGGUCCAGAACAGGGUUUUACUUUACCAGGUACAACUGUUGUUUGUGGUGACUCUCAUACUUCUACUCAUGGUGCCUUUGGUGCUCUUGCCUUUGGUAUUGGUACCUCAGAGGUUGAACACGUAUUAGCUACUCAAACACUUCUUCAAAAAAAAUCAAAAAAUAUGCGUAUUCAUGUUAAAGGUAAAACCUCACCUGGCGUUACUUCAAAGGAUAUUGUUCUUCAUGUUAUUGGUGUAAUAGGCACAGCAGGAGGCACAGGCUGUGUUCUUGAGUUCUGUGGUGAAGCUAUCUCAAGUCUCUCAAUGGAAUCAAGAAUGUCGAUCUGUAAUAUGUCUAUUGAAGCUGGUGCUCGUGCUGGUAUGAUUGCCCCUGAUGAAAUUACCUUUGCUUAUCUUCGUGAUAAGCCCUUGGCUCCUAAAGGUGUUGAAUGGGACCGUGCAGUAGCUUAUUGGAAAUCACUCAAAUCUGAUCCUGAUGCUCACUACGAUAUUGAUCUUGAGAUUGAUGCUGCAAACAUUGCUCCUACUGUUACUUGGGGAACAAGCCCUCAAGAUGUUGUCGCCAUCACUGAGAAUGCUCCUGACCCAAGUAAAAUUAAGGAUCCUAUUCGUCGUGCUGCUGUUGAGCGUGCUUUAGACUAUAUUGGAAUUGCUCCAAAUACGCCUAUGGAAUCUGUUAAGAUUGAUAAAGUCUUUAUUGGUAGUUGUACUAAUUCACGUAUUGAGGAUCUACGAGCUGCUGCUUCAAUCAUCAAGGGUAAAAGGAUUGCAGAUUGGGUCUAUGGUAUGGUUGUGCCUGGUUCUGGUCUUGUCAAACGUCAAGCAGAGCGUGAAGGGUUAGAUAAGGUCUUUAUAGAUGCUGGGUUUGAUUGGCGUGAGGCCGGUUGUUCAAUGUGUCUUGGUAUGAAUCCUGAUCAACUUAACCCUGGGGAACGUUGUGCGUCUACUUCCAAUCGUAAUUUUGAAGGUCGACAAGGUGCUGGUGGUCGUACUCAUCUUGUAAGUCCUGCUAUGGCUGCUGCUGCUGGUAUUCGUGGUUAUCUUACAGAUGUUCGCAAAAUGGAAGCUACUGAUCUUUCUUAUUUAAUUCAAGUGAACAACAGUCCUCGCCAAGAGAUUAUACCUGAACUUGAAUCUGAUGAUGAAGCCAAAAGCGAAACAAGCAUUUCCUCUGAAGACUGCACACCCACCACGCCUAAUUCUAUCAGCAGUACAGGUGGUAUGCCUAAAUUCACAACUCUUAAAGGUUAUGCAGCACCUCUUCAUAUAUCUAAUGUCGAUACAGAUAUGAUUAUUCCCAAGCAAUUCCUCAAGACAAUUAAGCGAACAGGUUUAGGUAAUGCCCUCUUUUAUGCUCUUCGUUUCGAUUCUAAAACAGGUGAAGAGAAUCCAGACUUUAUCCUCAAUCAGACUCCCUUCCGUGAUUCCUGUAUUUUGGUCUGUACAGGCCCUAAUUUUGGUUGUGGUAGUUCUCGUGAACAUGCACCUUGGGCAUUCAAUGACUUUGGUAUCCGAUGCAUUUUAGCCCCUAGUUUUGCAGAUAUUUUUUAUAACAAUUGUUUCAAAAAUGGUAUGUUACCUAUCGUUCUUCCUCAAAAACAAUUAGAGGAAAUUGCUGAGGUAUCCAAGAAGGAAGGCGUUGAAGUUGAAAUUGAUUUGGUCAAUCAAGUGAUUCAUUAUGCUGGUAAUGAAAUUUCCUUUGAUGUGGAGCCAUUCCGCAAACACUGUCUUGUGAAUGGCUUAGACGAUAUUGGUUUAACGAUGCAAAAAGUGGAUAAGAUCUCUGAAUUUGAGUUGAAACGUACUGAAUCAUGGCCUUGGUUGAAUGGCAAGAGCUAUAAAAAGGGAAAGGCCACCAAAUUGUCAACUAGUAAUAAUCAACAAAAUAAGAAAACUAAGCUUGAUUGGUAAUUUUUUUUUUUUUUUUUGGCCAGAGAAUGUGCCUACAUGUUAUAUAAUUUCUUUUUUAUCCAUUUACAUAUUAUAUCUUUCAUUUAUAAGAUUUUCGUACAUACAUUUGUAUGUAAUAUACACAUACAAAUAUCUAUAUAUAAAAUAAAAUGCAUUUAUAUUAUAUUUAAUCUAG